Fusarium odoratissimum NRRL 54006 is the source of this 3795-nucleotide messenger RNA. RefSeq lists its product as uncharacterized. The record is from RefSeq and is a predicted model, not a curated record. The transcript has 2 exons. The coding region runs from base 1 to 3795 and encodes 1264 amino acids. Lineage: Eukaryota; Fungi; Ascomycota; Sordariomycetes; Hypocreales; Nectriaceae.
AUGGCCUUGGCAGAUUCCAUCAAGGAGGCACAAGCCAGAAGCACUGACCAUGGGAUUGCUCUCGACCCCAGGGUUGAAAUUUCGAGACCAGGUACCUGGAAGGCCUUUGAGGAGCUUUUGAUAUUGAAGACUGAGGGCUGGCAUCGACGAGGAGGCCAGGGUCCUUGGUACGAUGUAGUGCAUUUUGAUGUCCACGGCGCAAUCCUGCGGGACCGUUCGUAUCUACUGUUUCUCGAUCCCACCGGAGAAAAAGCACACGCAAAACAGGCAUCAGUUGUCGGAAGUCUUCUGGCUUCCUGCAAGAUCGAAUUUGUCUUGCUAAACUCCUGUGAAUCAGCAAAAGUCGAUGGGCCUGCCGCGGCUUGCCUAGUCCGCACAUUUACUCAGGCUGGUAUAAACACGGCCGUCGGCAUGUCUCACAAACUCACUGGCACAGCUGCCAAGUGCCUUGUCAGAGCUUUCUACCUGAAUCUCUUUUCCCGUACGGCGCCUGACUUCUUUCAGGCAAUAUUGGCCGCCAGGGAUGCCUUGCAGACUUCACCUGAGAGAUUGGCAAGAUACAACCUCAAAGUACAGCUUAGCGAUUCUAUCUUACCCGUUGUGUACCGGAUGUCAAAUGCCGAUCGGCCAUUUGCCAGGUGGAACGAGAUGCAUGAUUCUUCUCAUGCUGUAAAGAACACUCCGGCUGAUAUAGACGCAAUCAGGUCCUUCAUCUCUACUGAAGCCCUCCAAAAGCCAUCAACCAAUCUUGCAGGCCGGGAGUUUGCCGUUCUGGAUAUGGAGUGGGCACUAACUAAACCAAUAGCAAAUGAAAUAAAUGACGAAGCUCCGCCAUAUGGAAAGAUAGUGAUUCUUCAUGGGAGUGCAGGAGUCGGAAAGACGACAUUCGCACUCUUUCUCGCUUUCUGGUGGUUCGAAACAGAGAUGAUUGAAACAGGGUUUUAUCGCUCUCAAGUGAAAGAGCAUCUGGAUGUCAUUGUGGAAGAAAUGGCAAAAAACGAUGUCCUCGGGGUGACAGCAGGGAGUAAGCCGCGCCUUCUCAUUGUCGAUCAACUUGAUGCAUGCGUUGAGCCACUGACAGACGACCCUUGGGACGAUCAUCAAAUGCUUCAAUUUGCUACAGCAAUCCAUCAGGUUAUGGCUAGAGGGCACCAUGUGUUGUUGGUUACACGUAUCAAAGACCCUUGGUCCAUCACCUUCCCAUCAGCAGUAUACCAUCACCUUAAGCCGCCUUCUCCAUACGAUGCAAGUGUUCUUGUGGGAGACAUACUCAAGGGAUUGCGUCUUGGGAGCCCGGUGGGCGGUAGCAGUGAAGCUAAAUUUGUUGAUUGCUUGAAUCACAUCUGGCAAUACAAUCCUCUUGCCAUGUGUGAGAUAUGGAGCGAACUGGAUUACUUCCGUGAUUCAAAUUUGAUAACUAGCAUACGCGACUUCUUUGAUCGAGUAGUUAGUUAUCAAUGCCCGAUAUUCUUUGGAGCUGGCGACGGCAAUUUUGAUGAAUGCAUGGACUUUAUCAACAGCUUCCCAGCCAAAGGCAAUAGACGGAGGGAGCAGACAAUGUUAAUUCUAUCAACCCUGGCAACAACAUGCGGCAUAUUUUCCCAGGAAUAUUUUAAACUAGUCCAUCUCAACUGCAGCCUUUCUAAGUUUGGCCGCAUGUUCGACCCUAAUGACGGCAUAGUUAGGGCAUUCAUAUCGGACGUUCUUGUUCCCUCUGGCUGGGUAGAGGAAGUGGAAGGAAUCGUUGGUGUGCCGGUGACAUACUACCGGAUUCAAACUAUGUUUCUCAGUGCCAUGAGAGUAUCCCGGCAAACGCCAAUAUCUGAUAGAGUUGGCGGUGAUUACAUGGCGUGGAAUUUCACAGAGUUUCUGAUUCGCCGCGCAGCAACAUGGAACUUGUCUAAUCCACGUUACGUCCGACAGACCGAGCUAGAAGCCUGCAACUUCCUCAAGGCAUUUGACAUGUGUCUGGCCGACAUCAAAAGACCGCUGGGAGGAAUCGUCAAUAGAGACAACUGGGGCACAGUGGGUUGUUACGCAUUGAUAAACUUGCUGUGGUCUUAUGACGGCCAUCAUCCGCUUCUCUCCAAGGAGACCAUUUUAUUGCCACGCCUCGUUGAGCUUACUGAUAUACUGAAGGAGAAAGUUGCAGGCCAAUUGAUUGAAGAGGGCCAUGGCACUGAUAAUCUCACCCUUCUGCUCUCGGCUACUCUUUCUCUCGCAGAAUAUUAUUUCAUGAAAGACCCUUCGGCGACGAGGCGUUAUACAGAGGAGGCAUUGAAGCUAGUAGUCUCUUAUCCUUCUCACCUGGAGAUGUGGAACAAAGUCAAAUGGAAAAGGCUAGCUGACUGUGCUUUUUACUGGACUUUCUCAAUGCUUUAUUUGAGGAGGCCUGUCAAACCCUCAGAAGGGUUUGGGGUAGUACUUCGCAUCGCCCGCCUUCUUGGUCGCAAGGCUGAUGGGACCGAAGUUGAUCUCAAAUCCGUCAGGCCACUAGAUCACGAACCAGGAGAUCCAAACAGCUUGGAGAUACAUAUGAGUCCAUAUGAACAGAGUGAAAGGAUACGAGCCUUUAAUGAUGUCAAUCCAUAUGCCUACUCGGCGGCUCUUCUCCGACAUAGAGCAUUGACGGGAAUUGCCCAUUACUACCGCAGUCUUGGAGACCCGAGAAGUGGCCAGUGGGACGAUAAAGCGAACGAUGUGUUUGCUGUGAUUAUGUGCAUGUGGCCGAGGGAUCUCAGAACAUACUUUUUAAAAUUGACCAUGGACGAAACCAUCGAAUUUGACGCUCGAGAUUUCAGUUUCGCCUGCUUGGGCCUGGCUAAUCAACUCCCAUUUGCCCUCGACAUGGUCAGAGCACAACAGCUACGGGCAGCUGGGAGCGAGACAGAGGCAAAAGAUCGACUUCUUGACAUAGUGGCACGAUGCUACCAAGACGGAUAUCUCGCGGGAGAAUAUGCUUGCCAGAUAAAUCUGGCGGAAUUGGCUAUCAGCGUUGGCAACUUGAAUGAGGCAUUGGUGUCUAUAGACCGCUUAUGCGUCAUCCGCGACAGCGCCCCUGGUGGCCCAUGGAUCCGAGGUGGUUUAGUUGAGACUUUCGAAUGUUGUCUAUACGGUUCGGCCUAUUUACAGGCAGGAAGGCUGAUGGAUGCGCUCUACUGCUUCGAAAAGCCAGUUAUCAAAGCGAUGGUUCCGAAUUAUUGCGACCUAUCAAUUUUGAAGAAGAUUUGGGAGAGAACUGAUCAAGAUGCACCAGGAGUCGCUGUGUCUCUGUCCAUAUAUCUGGUAAGGUCCGGGCUCGUAUACUUAUUUCUUCUCCCGGUCCUUUUGAACAGUGUCAGGGGAAAGCCAAUCAGUAGGGAGAAAGUACAGGAGCUGGACGAUAUCGCCGUAAAGGCCAUCAUGAGGGAGGCGAGGAGGCAUUGGAACCUAUCUAUCACGCCAUUUCCGACGCCCAAACCUCUCGAAAUCGAUUUAGAAAUAUGGCAAGAUACCAUAAUAAUUGACCCAGCGGGUUUGACGCUUACCAAGGGACGGGGUCUGACUUUGAAUCAAUUAAACAGCUUGCUCGGUCCGAUAGAGAGAAAAACAUCGGUAUGGCUCGAGAGCCAAUGUGAGCAGGAACUGGAUGAUGCGAUUAAGGAAGGUAGAAUUAAGGAAGCAGGAGUUGAAGAGAAAGUAGACUUCUCUAAACUUGAGGAUCUUAUUCCUUCUCUGAAAGAGGCUAUGGACGAAAUACCUGAUUAUGGUAGCUGGGCAAGACAACUAGUCAAGAAUGAGCAAAUCGGUAGCUAG